AAAAAUGCCAAAAUAUGCGUCAUUUUAUUGUUUUGACACCAUUCAAAAUUGUGCAGGUUGCGUUGAACAAACAUGUACAGGUGGCAGGGCCAUGCCUAGCAACGACGCAUGACAGAUACAAACAAUUUUGAAUUCUCGUUCGAUCCUUCAAAUUUGCGGCUGAAAAAAUGUUGUCAGAUAGCGAGAGUGAAGAUUAUUUGCCAGACGGAACUCCACCAGAACUAAAACAAGCUGCUGAAAAAGCAGAACAAAGUUUACUUCCUAAAAAAAGCAGGGGGCGUUACGAAAAAGCCUUCAAGGUUUACGAAAAUUGGUGUUUAGAAAAAAAUACUAAGAAUAUUGCUUCAGAAACAGUCUUGAUGGCAUAUUUUAGUGACAUGGCAAAGCAAAAAAAGCCCUCUACUCUUUGGGCUAUCUACAGCAUGUUACGGGCCAUGCUAGAUUUACGAGAGAAGAUUGAUAUAUCUAAAUAUAACAAGCUCCUUGCUUUUUUGAAACGCCAGAAUAUAGGCUUUAGGCCCAAGAAAUCUACUACCUUUACCAGACAAAAUAUAGAAGAUUUUCUAAGCAAAGCACCCCAAGAAUUCCUUCCUAUCAAGGUUGCGCUUAUAAUAGGUGUAUCUGGAGCAUGCCGCACUGAUGAAUUAUUAAAAAUGAAAACUACGCAUAUUGAUAUAUUAGAAAAGAAAAUUUCUAUUGAAAUUCCGGAUACAAAAACUUAUAAAAGUAGAUCAUUCAUGAUCACUGAAAUAAACUGGAUAAAAAUUGUGAAAGAAUUUAUCCAGGUACGGAAAGAUAUAAAAAAUGAGAGAUUUUUUGUUCAAUAUCGAUCGGGAAGAGCUCGAAAUCAGCCUUUUGGAUACAAUUCUAUCUCUAAAUUUCCUUAUAAAAUAGCCUGCUUUUUAAAACUUCCUAAGGCAGAAACGUACACAGGUCAUGCUUUUAGAAGAACGGCAGCUACGUUGCUGGUUAAUAGCGGAGCAGAUAUUCUUCAGUUGAAGCGCUUAGGGGGCUGGCGGUCUAGUACAGUUGCAGAAAGUUAUGUGGAUGAAUCUGUAGCUAACCAAAUUAAAACCGCAAAUAUGAUAUCCUCAACAACUUUGCCAUCGUCCUCCUGUACCAGUUCAAACGCUCUACCUCCUGCUGUUAACUUCACGGGAUCUGACAGUGGACAUGAAAUAACAUUUUCUAGUAAUGAAAUUUCAAAUCAUCAGGGAGGUCUCUUAAAUAUUUCGGUUAAAUCCUAUAAUAAGUCAAAUAUUACCAUUAAUUUUAAUAAAUAAUAUAUGAUAAAUUAUUUAAAUGUUAUUGUUG
Molecule: messenger RNA, 1314 nt
Organism: Anoplophora glabripennis (Asian longhorned beetle)
Lineage: Eukaryota; Metazoa; Arthropoda; Insecta; Coleoptera; Cerambycidae
Exons: 2
Coding region: 168-1283 (371 amino acids)
Biological process (GO): DNA integration; DNA recombination
Molecular function (GO): DNA binding
Source: RefSeq, a predicted model, not a curated record